AUGGGGAAUGUAUUAAAUCAGAUAAUAUUUAGACCACAUCCUCCAAGCUAUUCGAAAAAUAAUAAGAAUUUACAUUUUAUAAAAACGAAACAUGGUAGUACAAUAUGCGGUUUUUUUAUUAACAACCAUGCAGAUAUCACAGUCUUGUUUAGUCAUGGAAAUGCAGAGGAUAUAGGUGAUUUUGUAUCUUAUUUUCAAUAUAAAUCUAAACGAUUAGGAUUAAAUUUGUUUGCAUAUGACUAUAGUGGGUAUGGUCAAAGUACAGGAUAUCCAACUGAAACUCAUCUUUAUAAUGAUGUUGAAGCAGCAUAUGAUUAUUUAACUAAAAAUCUGAAUGUUCCUAAAGACAGUGUAGUGGCAUAUGGUAGAAGUUUAGGUUCUGCUGCUUCAGUACAUAUAGCAACAAAAAGAGAUUUAUUAGGUUUAAUCUUACAAGCUCCAAUAUCAUCGAUUCAUAGAGUUAAAUUAAAACUUAAAUUUACGUUACCUUAUGAUUUAUUUUGUAAUAUAGAUAAGGUUCAUCUAAUAAAAUGUCCGAUUCUAUUUAUUCAUGGAAAAAAGGAUAAACUGUUAACAUAUCAUGGAACCGAGGAAAUGAUUCGAAAAACGAAUGUAAAUACAUAUUAUAUGUUUAUUGAUGAAGGUGGACAUAAUAAUUUAGAAAGCUGUUUUGGUGAUAAAGUAAAUGCUGCUUUAGGAACUUUUCUUUAUAUAUUGAGAAACAAUAUACGUGAAAAUGUCAACAGCGUAUAUAACAUUGCUAACAUCAGUACCCAGAAAUUAAGAAAUACCUUUAUAUUAAAUAAUACUAAGAAAAUAAAAGAACAGUUGAAAGAGAGAGUAGGAGGAAAUGAUACUCCAGAAAAUAAACAAGGAGUAGAAGAAAAGGUUAGAAGUUUACCAAAGACAGAUGAGUUGAAUUCUAUCGCUAGCAGUGUAGAUAAAUGGAAUUGUAAGAAAAAUGUACAUCCAGUUAAAAAUAAUGAAUAUGGUUACAAUUCUUCUUCUAGUAUGAGCACUAUAUUUGGAUCUAUGGAAUCAAUUAUGAAAACAAUACCAGACAAAACUUUUUGUGAGAAUGACAGUUCUCCUAGUAUUGAGAAUUUAGCAACGUAUACAUGUGCAAAUAGUAAUUAUGACAAUUUAUAUAAUCAGAAUUACAAUGUUAACAACUUAAAACGGGAUAAUAAUGGCAAUAAGAAUGCAGGUAUUGAUAGUAGUGAAAGAGUCUAUAAGAACUACAAUUAUAACAUUAAUAAUAACAGUUACAGUAGUAAAAUAAACAGCACUAGUAAUAAUAAUAAGGUAACUGGUAAAAAAAAUUGCUCUAGUUAUGUCUACUCAGUGAAAAGGGAAACUUCCAACGUGGAUGAAGCUUCUAGUAGCAAUGCUAAUUACGAUAAAAUAAUUAGAAUGCAAAAUGAAAAAAUGACGCAAGUAGAAAGUAAUUCACAAAAUCCUAAUAUUAAAAUAUCACAAAUGAAACGAAAUAGCUAUAAAGUAGACAGAGUACCAAGGAUACGACAAGAUAUUAACAAUAUUAUUGAGGGGCAUAAUAUGAAUAAUGCACAUAAAAAUACAAAUGGAAUUAAUAGUAGCAAUGAUAUAAUGAAUGAAAGUGUUAAAAGUAAUAAUCGUAGCUAUGAAAAUAUGAAUAAUAAGGAUUUAACAAAAUCAAAUUAUACUAGAAUUAAUAAACCUUGUGAAAAAAUAUCAAAAUAUGGAUCAGGAUGUCCAUUAUCUCCUGCUGUGUCCUUAGCCUCUGUACAAAAAAUGCAACAUGAAAGUAAAGAAAUAUGUGCGAAACCUUAUUUUAUAAAUAGAAAUAAUGUACGUAAAGGAAUGAAGAAUAAUAUGCCAGAUAUUCAUAAAUCAAGUUUUAAUAGUUUUAAUGAUUUUAUUUAUGAUGAACAAAAGGAUGAAAUAAAAGCCAAUAAUAAUAUUGUGGAACCUGUAAAGAGAGAUGUUUCCUCUGCUAGUAGUACAUUGAAUAAUAUUAGUUCAUUAUAUGCUUAUCAUUCGGUGUCGAAUGAAAAAUUAACCUAA
This is a messenger RNA of Plasmodium malariae, 2046 nucleotides long. RefSeq names its product alpha/beta hydrolase, putative. The transcript has a single exon. Lineage: Eukaryota; Apicomplexa; Aconoidasida; Haemosporida; Plasmodiidae. The coding region runs from base 1 to 2046 and encodes 681 amino acids. The record is from RefSeq and is a predicted model, not a curated record.